Messenger RNA from Coccidioides immitis RS, 1103 nucleotides. RefSeq names its product 40S ribosomal protein S1. The record is from RefSeq and is a predicted model, not a curated record. Lineage: Eukaryota; Fungi; Ascomycota; Eurotiomycetes; Onygenales; Onygenaceae. The coding region runs from base 102 to 869 and encodes 255 amino acids. Gene Ontology annotation, molecular function: structural constituent of ribosome. Gene Ontology annotation, cellular component: cytosol; ribosome. The transcript is spliced from 6 exons. Gene Ontology annotation, biological process: translation.
CGCUAAACUGCGAUUCAACACCUCGACUGCUCCAUCUACGCCAAACGGAUGCGAUAAUUUGUCUGUCUUUCCCAGCUGUAAGAUAGACCUGGAUCGCAAAUAUGGCUGUUGGAAAGAACAAGCGUCUGUCGAAGGGCAAGAAGGGUCUUAAGAAGAGAGUCCAGGACCCUUUCUCCAGAAAAGAUGAAUACCUGGUCAAGGCUCCCUCCACCUUCGCGGUCCGAGAUGUUGGAAAGACGAUUGUGAACCGAACCACCGGUCUCAAGAACGCCAACGACUCCCUCAAGGGCCGUAUCUUCGAGGUCUCCCUCGCUGAUUUGCAGAACGACCAGGCCCACUCAUUCCGCAAGAUCAAGCUACGCGUGGAUGAAGUUCAAGGAAAGAACUGCUUGACCAACUUCCACGGCAUGGACUUCACAUCAGACAAGCUCCGAUCUCUCGUCCGCAAGUGGCAGUCCUUGAUCGAGGCCAACGUCACCGUCAAGACCACCGAUGACUACCUCGUCCGCCUCUUCGCUAUCGCCUUCACCAAGAGACGAUCGUUCCAGGUCAAGAAGACCACCUAUGCCCGCUCCUCCCAGAUCCGUGCCAUCCGCAAGAAGAUGGUCGAGAUCAUCCAGCGUGAGGCUUCUAGCCGCACCCUCACCCAGCUUACGAAGCUCGUCCCUGAAGUUAUUGGCCGUGAAAUCGAGAAGGCCACCCGUGGCAUCUACCCUCUUCAGAAUGUUCAUAUCCGCAAGGUCAAGUUGUUGAAACAACCCAAGUUCGAUCUUGGUGGUCUUUUGGCUCUCCACGGUGAGGCCAGCACCGAUGACAAGGGCCAGAAGGUUGAGAGGGAGUUCACGGAGCAGGUUCUGGAGAGCGUCUAAUUUUAACGAUGGGUCUGAUGAGAUAAGGUCUUCCUCUGUACGGUCUGGGUAUUCUCGAUGGCCUCGAUUUUAACUACGGAAUUAUAUUCGAAAUGAAAAGGCGUCGUUGUCCUCUUUGAUUAUCUUAUCAUAAGCAUCCCUCCACGCUUUUCUCAGAAAGAAUACCGGCACGAACCAUGUAUUUUUCUCAACGGAAAUAGGCCAGUUGCGAAAGUCAGGUAGUGUUAUGAUAAA